CAGUCUCUCCCCCGCGGGCAGACCGGGGCAGGCACACAAGCGUCGUCGCGCCUCGGUCGGUGUGGUCGGUGUCGGCCGGAGCUGUCCAGACUCAGAUCCUCCUUGUGUGACGUGGUUGGCCUGCUGCCUCCAGGCCUCCAGGCUCCAGGCGAGCUUCUCCAUGGCGCCAGGCGCACCCAUCGCGGUGCCCGGCGCGGCCGGUCGCCCCUCCUACCGCCUGCACUACUUCGCGCUGGCGGGGCUGGGCGAGCCCGUGCGCUACCUCCUGCACUACGGCCGCAUCCCCUUCGAGGACGUCCGCAUCGACGCCAAGCAGUGGCCGGAGCACAAGAAGAAGAUGCCGUUCGGCACGAUGCCCGUGCUCGAGGUGGACGGCGUCAUGUACACGCAGUCGCGCGCCAUCUGCCGCUACCUCGCCGGCCAGGUCGGCCUGCAGGGCGCCACCCCCGAGGAGUGCCUGCACAUCGACAUCGUCGUCGAGACCUUCAACGACCUCCGCGCGGCCGUGGCCGACUGGUUCUACGACGCCAACCCCGAGACCAAGGCCACCAAGCUGAGGCCCUUGAUGGAGAAGACGGCGCCCUUCUACCUCAGCAAGUUCGAGGCCAUGGCCGAGGCCAACGGCGGCUACCUGGCCAACCACAAGCUGACGUGGGCCGACGUGUACUUCUGCGCGCCGCUGACGUGGUUCGACGCCAUGCUGCGCCAGAACGUGUUGGAGGGCUACCCCGCACUGCAGGCGCUGCGGCGCCGCGUCGACGCGCUGCCCGGCGUGGCGGACUACGUCAAGUCCAGGCACAACGCCGAGAAGCUGUGCCCGAGGUUCAUCGGGCCCUGACAGCCCUGACGGCCCUGACGGCCCUGACGCAGUGUGCCCACCUUGAUGCACCACGUUGCCAACCACAGCCUGCCCACUAGGCAACUUCUCGAGAGAAGCGCUCAGACAUUGCCCAGUGGGCAGGCCGGACAGGCCGAAGUCGACCCUGCUGGGUUGUGGGGCAACACUGCCUCGACUAGAUUAAGACAAUAAUUUUAAUUUUAUCGUUGACACUGUAAAUAAACGAAGGCAGACGUCACAG
Thrips palmi is the source of this 1079-nucleotide messenger RNA. RefSeq names its product glutathione S-transferase-like. Gene Ontology annotation, biological process: glutathione metabolic process. The transcript is spliced from 5 exons. Bases 161 to 838 code for a protein of 225 amino acids. The record is from RefSeq and is a predicted model, not a curated record. Gene Ontology annotation, molecular function: glutathione transferase activity. Lineage: Eukaryota; Metazoa; Arthropoda; Insecta; Thysanoptera; Thripidae.